Molecule: messenger RNA, 1542 nt
Organism: Miscanthus lutarioriparius
Lineage: Eukaryota; Viridiplantae; Streptophyta; Magnoliopsida; Poales; Poaceae
Source: the annotation of a GenBank genome assembly
AUGAGGUCGUACUACCCGACUGGCUCGCGGAACAUCAGCUCGUCGUGGCGCCAAGACGACCACGCCGCUCCGACGCACGACGGCGCGGAUGGCCAUUCUUCCCAGCAGUUUCCCGCUCCAAGCGUCACGGCAGCCAUUGCGAGCUACCUUGCCUCCCAGCCGACCCAGCAGCCAUCUCCUCCUCGCUGGCACAACUACACGCCGCCGCACCGUGCUGCGCCGGCCGCCCCUUGGCAGUGGGCGUCCAGUACGUUUGCGCCGCCUCCCCCUACCCUCUCAUCACCCUGGACCCCGUGGCCAAACGCGACGGUCGUCGUCCCAGCAGGCGAGACCCCUGGUGACGCCUCGCCCGGCGGGGCCGGGGGUGGGGGCGGGGCGUGUGUGGCGGGCGACGACGACGCGACCGGCUGCCUGCGCUUGGCGAGGCGCGUCGGGCGCAAGGCAGCCGGCGAGGGACGCAACUUCAUGCUCUCGCCGCUGUCGCUCCACGCUGCGCUCGCGCUGGUGGCCGCGGGCGCGAGCGGCGAGACGCAGGCGGAGCUGCUGCGUUUCCUAGGGUCGGCGUCGCUCGACGAGUUGCGGCACGCCGCGGUGACGAGGCUGGUCGCCGCGCUGCGCGGCAUCCCGCAGACGUCCUUCGCGUGCGGCGUCUGGGUGGACCGCCGGUGCGCGCUCCGGGAGGAGUUCGCGGACGUCGCCGGUGCCGUCUACGCCGCCGUCGCGGAAUCCGUGGACUUCGUGUCACAGGCCGAGGAGGCGAGGCAGCGCAUCAACGACUUCGUGAAGGACGCGACGAAAGGGCUCAUCGGCGCCGUCCUCCCUUCCGGCUCCGUCGGCUUGUCCACGGUGGCCGUGCUUGCCAACGCUCUCUACUUCAAGGGGACAUGGGCUCAGCCGUUCGACCCGUCAAGAACCUUCGACGCGCCGUUCCAUCUCCCCGACCGCGCCACCGUGCGAGCGCCGUUCAUGACGACGAGCAGGUAUGAGCAGCAGCAAUACGUCGCCGUGUUCCCCGGUUUCAGGGCCCUCAAGCUGCCCUACAGCUGCAAGAGCGGCCACCAGUGGCACCAGGCCGCGUACUUCUACAUGCUCCUGCUCCUCCCAGACGACGACCACGGCCUCGGAGAUGUCUACGACAAGGUCGUCUCGACGCCGGGGUUCAUCAGGAAGCACACGCCCGUGUGCAAGGUCCCGGUUGGGCGGCUCAUGGUCCCCAAGUUCAAGUUCACGUUCGGGUUCGAGGCGAGCGAGGAGAUGCAGAGGCUGGGUGUCACCAGCCCUUUUGGAGGCGGCGACUUCUCCGGCAUGUUCGCCGGCGGAGGUGGGGCUUCCAUCGCGGGAGUGUACCAUAAGGCCACCGUCGAGGUGGACGAGGAGGGCACCGUGGCAGCCGCGGCCACGGCCGUGUCCAUUUGCUUAAGCCGGAGCGCCAUCCCGCCGGUGGAUUUCGUGGCGGACCGGCCCUUCUUGUUCGCCAUCGUUGAGGAGAGGAGCAGCGCCGUGCUCUUCUUCGGCCAUGUGGUGAAUCCACUGGCGGAGUGA